GGCAGAUCCCUCCCUCCCAUCCAGGACAUAGCACAGAAGCGCUGCUUGAACAGGCCAUGGCGGGGUUUGCCCCCCAGGACUCCUCCUGCCGCCAGCGUGUCUGCUCUGCCCGGCGGGUGACCCUCGUCCUGAUGGGGCUGCUGGCCAUGGUGACCCUCUCCAUCACCAUCUUCGGCUUUGUGGGGCGCAAAUACUCCACCACCUUGUGGAAGAUGCAGGAAGAUCUGAAGGCCAUCAGCCGCACAAUCGCCAUCGAAUUAGUUGCUCUGCAACAAAAUGAGACCAACAACGUGAAAACUCGGCAAAAAGUCGAGCAGAUGGUGAAAAACCUCACCAGAGAAGGAAAGGAAGUGAAAUCCCAGUUCAAGAACCAGAUCAAGAAACUUCAAGCGACUCUGCAGCGGCUGAAGUGCGAUUUGGUGGACAGAAAACACAAGGGGACAGGGCUGGAGAGGGGCUGCUGCCCCCGGGGCUGGCAUCUCUUUCAGCAGAGCUGCUACUGGCUCUCCUCUGCCGAGAAGAGCUGGCCUGAAGCCAAGCAAGAUUGUGAAGAGAAGCUAGCCCACCUGGCGAUCAUCACCAGCUACCUAGAGAAGCAAUUUGUGUUCCGGCUCACCAAACCAAACAGCGUUUGGAUCGGGCUGGAGUUCACCGGCCACAUGUGGUCUUGGGUGGACUGGACACCCUACAUCAUGAGCAGGACAGACUGGUUGUCAUACGAAACGGAUUUUCACCGAUACUGCACCGUGACCUACCGCGGCAGGCUGUGGGACAAAACCGAUUGUCACUUCCGCUUUAGGUGGAUGUGUGAAAUGCAGGCGCUGCAGUGAGUCCCAGGGGAGACGCCGCCAGCCGGACCCCCGUGAAGCAGUUGUCCGACGCUUCUUGGAGCCAAUAAAACGAAUCUGAGACAAAAA
This is a messenger RNA of Crotalus tigris (Tiger rattlesnake), 917 nucleotides long. RefSeq names its product asialoglycoprotein receptor 1-like. Gene Ontology annotation, molecular function: transmembrane signaling receptor activity. Gene Ontology annotation, cellular component: plasma membrane. Lineage: Eukaryota; Metazoa; Chordata; Lepidosauria; Squamata; Viperidae. The record is from RefSeq and is a predicted model, not a curated record. Bases 57 to 830 code for a protein of 257 amino acids. The transcript has 8 exons.